AGGCGGGAGCAGCCACCGCUCCCCUGAUCCUAUCGCGGGCGGCGCAGGGCGGGCUGUGCCUUCCGUGGGACGGUGACGGGGGGCGGGAUGUGUCACCCAAAUACCAGAGGGUGAGUCGGCCGAACCAGCCGGGCAGGUCGGGCGGAGUAUAAGAGCGGGAGGGAGCGGCCAGCGGCAGAUGCCCAGAGACUGUCCCAGCUCGGAGCCGGAGCCCCGCGGAGUCCCCAGCGCCUGAUCCGCCCGCGUCCCGUCUGCGCUCCGCGUCCCCACCAUGGCCCGGGAGCCGGGCCUCGCGCUGCCGUCGCUCCCGCUGCCGCUGCUGCUGUUGCUGCUCCUGGCGGCGGCGACCGGCCCUGCGGCCGCGCAGGACAACUGCACGUGCGCCACCAAUAAGAUGACCCUGUGCCGCGCGGACGGCCCCGGCGGCCGCUGCCAGUGCCGCGCGCUGGGCUCGGGCUUCCCGGUGGACUGCUCCACGCUGACUUCCAAGUGCCUGCUGCUCAAGGCGCGCAUGAGCACCCCCAAGAGCGGCCGCGCGCUCGUGCGGCCCAGCGAGCACGCGCUCGUGGACAACGACGGCCUGUACGACCCCGACUGCGACCACGAGGGCCGCUUCAAGGCCCGCCAGUGCAACCAGACGUCGGUGUGCUGGUGCGUGAACUCGGUGGGCGUGCGCCGCACGGACAAGGGCGACCUGAGUCUGCGCUGCGACGAGCUGGUGCGCACCCACCACAUCCUCAUCGACUUGCGCCACCGCCCGGCCGCCCGCGCCUUCAACCAUUCGGACCUGGACGCCGAGCUGCGGCGGCUCUUCCGUGAGCGCUACCGGCUGCACCCCAGGUUCGUGGCGGCCGUGCACUACGAGCGGCCCACCAUCCAGAUCGAGCUCCGGCAGAACGCGUCCGAGAAGGCCCCCGGCGACGUGGACAUCGCCGACGCCGCCUACUACUUCGAGAGGGACGUCAAGGGCGAAUCGCUGUUCCCGGGUCGCGGCGGCCUCGACGUGCGCGUGCGCGGCGAGCCCCUCCUAGUGGAGCGGACGCUCAUCUACUACCUGGACGAGAAGCCCCCAGAGUUCUCCAUGAAGCGCCUCACGGCCGGCCUCAUCGCCGUCAUCGUGGUGGUCGUGGUGGCCCUCGUCGCCGGCGUGGCCGUCCUGGUGAUCACCAACCGGAGGAAGUCGGGGAAGUACAAGAAGGUGGAGGUCAAAGAACUGGGGGAGUUGAGAAAGGAACCGAGCUUGUAGGUACCGGCGGGGCAGGGGGGGGGGGUGUAGGGCGGGGUACCCAGACCAAAGUGAGCCAUGCUUCUUGACUCGUGGCCCAAAGGAGACAUUUCUCUUUUCCAAUUCCUGCCUCUCCCCACCCCAUCAAGUCUAAUAGAUUCUGGGCUCAGGGUCACCUCUUUCUGACUUCUGCCUUCAGAGAAAGCAUUUCUAAAAUUCCUUCCCUUUGGGUCCAACAAGGAACCUGGCUCGAAGAGUUAAAGUGUGGCGCAGGGUUCUAAGAACCACGUGUCUGUAUUACAGUCCAGCGUCGUUUGCAAUCGAUGUUGAAGGCUUAAAUGCGCUUAGGUAGGGGGAAGGGCGCUUUUACUGUUCUGGGUUAAGUUAUUCGAUUAGCUCCACUUGUGUCGUGGCCUUCCUGGUGAGAAGAGGAUUUCGCCAACUGAGCCCGCGUAGUGUCCUCAUUUGCUGUCGUUUGUAUUACCGACCACAUGUGCUUGUCACCGGGAAAGAAGCCUGUCUCAACUGCCUGAACACAUUUGAGAUGUCUUUUGAGGGCAGACUCUGCCCCCGAAACUCCGCGUCUGUGCUUCAGCCCGCCCUUAUUAUAGCUGAUAUUAGUAAUGUUUCUUUUGUAAAAUGUUUGUACAUAUUUUGUCGUUGAUAAUGUUAAUGUGAUUUUUUUUUAAACACAAAUGUAAUAAAAUAUGGAAAAGGCA
Molecule: messenger RNA, 1944 nt
Organism: Felis catus (domestic cat)
Lineage: Eukaryota; Metazoa; Chordata; Mammalia; Carnivora; Felidae
Gene: TACSTD2
Product: tumor associated calcium signal transducer 2
Exons: 1
Coding region: 272-1246 (324 amino acids)
Biological process (GO): positive regulation of stem cell differentiation
Cellular component (GO): nucleus; membrane
Source: RefSeq, a predicted model, not a curated record